Molecule: messenger RNA, 2565 nt
Organism: Nannizzia gypsea CBS 118893
Lineage: Eukaryota; Fungi; Ascomycota; Eurotiomycetes; Onygenales; Arthrodermataceae
Product: PH domain-containing protein
Exons: 4
Coding region: 1-2565 (854 amino acids)
Source: RefSeq, a predicted model, not a curated record
AUGGCAAACACUACACCCGGCAGCGCACCACACGAUACCAGCUACACCAUCGCCAACUCCAUGGCCAACAUCGACAAUACACAGUUAAACACAGACUACAACUCCAUGGCCGGCUCGCGCCCGGUCUCCUACAUUGCGAAUUCGUCAAUUGGGCCGUCAGACUUCCACGUCCGCAACAACAUCCCAGACGCGUCCCCUCUCAGCCAGCAGCAGCAGCAGCAGCAGCAGCAACAACAACAACAACAGCCUGUUCCCCAUCAGUCUCGGUUCCAGGAAGUGCUCUCAGUCAGCCGGCGAGGUUCCGUUAUGGACGGCGGUUCCGUCAGAGAAGGUCCGCGUACGGACUCUCCGGUUUCGACAUCAAAUACACAUCCCAUUUCGCUUCCGUCUCGGAGCUCGACGCUCAAGAAAAAACCGUCUCUUAGCAAGAAGGCCAGUUUGCGGCGGGGAGGCAGCCGCAAGAGUAGCCGGGCCGGUAGCGUGCGCAGCAUGAACCUGGGCGAGAAGGAGAAGUAUGGAGUUGCGCAGGACGAGACCAAUAGCGCAUUCUAUGUUCCCAUUCCAACCGGUGGGAAUCCGACUGACGUCCUCGCUGCUCGGUUUCAAGCUUGGAGAAAAGUGCUAAAGGACCUGGUCGCAUUCUUCCGUGAUGUCCAGCGCUCAUGUGAAACGCGCGCAAAGAGUCUCAUCUCCGCUUCAAACGCUAUAAACAAUAUAUCCAUGCCACCAAUGUUUUUAAUCUCCGGUGGCAUAUCGGAUGCGACGGAGAUCUUAAAGGACUAUCAUAAACAGGCAUUGCAUGAGUCCAACAAGGCUAGAGAGAUGGAGACCGAGAUCAUCAUGCAGCUCAACGGACUACGGGCAGAUCUAAGCCAGAAAAUAAAAGAAAUCAAGAACCUGUCUGGAGACUUUAAGAAUACCGUCGACAAGGAGGUUGAAAUUACUCGAAAGGCCGUCAAGCAUCUACAUGAGGCGCUGGGUCUGGUAGACAGUGAUGCUGCUGCUACGUCGGGUAAAGGCGAUCCGUUUCUGCUUCGGAUGAGCGUUGACAGGCAGUUGGAGAGGCAGAUUGAGGAAGAGAAUUAUCUACAUCGAGCGUAUCUAAACCUUGAAAGGUCUGGACGAGAACUCGAAUCAAUCGUUGUGGGUGAAAUACAGAAAGCAUACAAUGUGUAUGCCAGCAUUUUGAAGCGAGACGCCGAUUCCGCUUACCAUGCGGUGGAGAGACUCAAAGAAGGGCCUAUUUCUAUUCCCAAGGACCAUGAGUGGCGUUACUUCAUCGACCAGACUGACCAGAUGGUCGAUCCUGACCUGGAUUUGAGAGAUUUGGCAAACAUAACAUACCCCGGAAAAGAUCACCCGGCUGCGGCAGAGGUGCGCGCAGGCAUGCUGGAGAGGAAGAGCAAGUAUUUGCGAAGCUACACUCCUGGAUGGUACGUGCUGUCGCCCACUCAUUUGCAUGAGUUCAAGUCGGCAGACCGAAUUGCAUCCCAGCACCCUGUGAUGUCUCUGUAUCUCCCCGAGCAAAAGCUUGGAUCCCACUCAACUCCCGAAUCGUCAUCUCAUAAAUUCAUGCUCAAGGGCCGUCAGACGGGAUCAAUGCACCGGGGACAUGCUUGGGUAUUCCGUGCUGAAUCCCAUGAAACGAUGCUAGCCUGGUACGAUGACAUCAAAGCUCUGACCGAAAAGACUGGUGCUGCAAGAGAUGCGUUUGUACGAAAACAUGCUCGCUCUUACAGUGGCGCCAGCUACCGAACUGCUUCCAUCAGCAGUGACGGAGUCAUGGACGAAGACGAAGCCGAUAAGACUCCCUAUUCGGCAGACCAUUUGAUACAGAGACAACAUUCUCCCGUAAGCGAAGCCACCACCACCACCGGCUCUCAAUGGCGACGCCAGAGAAGCGUUGGCCGAUUCCCAAGCGAUGUCCAGAUUAACCAGCACCUGAACGCACCACUCUCGCCUUCCAGCUCUGAGAAUCGCGACAGUAGCAAUGCUAUGCCGUUCUCCAACUCAGCCAAUCACAGCCACAAUAGCAUCGGCAACGAACAAAGACAAAGCCUGCAGUUCAACCAAGGCAUAAACGAUCUUCCGAGCCGGACAUCAAUGGACAGUGAAUCUAGGUCCGGUAGACCAAUAUUCGACAGACGCCGCUCGCAAGUCAAAUAUGAAGACUGGGCGCAACCACAUCACCACCCACGACCAAUCACAAUAUCCUCCCACGGUGGAGAUACCAGCCGCACCGUGCAACAAACUCCUUCUCCACUCUCGGAAUCUCCCUUGCGCUACAGCCAGGGGCCGCCGCUCGGGGAUCUCACGGACCAUGAUCAUCAUCACCCCCCGCCAACAUCCCAUCCACAUAUCACAAACCAUGACAUAAAACCAGAUGGCAUUAACGGAACCGCGCAUCAUCUAGACGGCAACGGAAGAGAUAUCGAACCCAUCGUCACUGACGGAGUUACCAACAAUAGAUCAUCGCUCUACCCAACUUCACCUCUCGAGCAACCCAUGAGUCGAACUUCAACAAUGGACCUGAAAGUUCCCGGCCAGUUUCCUCAAAAAUCCUAA